AUGGAUGAGAAUUGGACGCGAGAUGAAGAGGACGAGGAAGAUCAUCCUAUGGAAUCUACCCCUCUACUCCCAAUAUUCUCGGCUUCUCACCUGGAUGCUCUCCCCGUCUACGAUAUCACCCACGCCAUUCGCCAUUUAAUUGUUGACCGCUGUGAGACAACAUUAACAUGGGACCAAUUACGCUCGCCGCAGGUUUCGCAGUUCCUGAUUAAGCCUAUCCAGCAGCAAAUAAUGUCCGAACACUUCUCGAGAGCAACGCUUUACGCGUUGAUGGCGAACUGUUUGCAGUUCGACAAAGAAAUCAGUACAAACCCUGGCAAUAGUGGUGCCAGCCAAACGCGGGCUAUGGUUAGCGAGCUGCUUGCAAUUAAGCUAUUGCGAGACUACACAACUCGGGAGUUGAUCGAUGCAUUGUCGUACGAGUUUUACCCACUUCAGGGCCAGGAUCCCUCUAUCGCAUGGAAUCCAGGAACCCAAGGAAAGCGACCGAUGGGCACAGGCCGGAUAUCCUGCCUAGAAGUUGCCAUUCGCGCUCAGGCAAAGCGUUUUUUUGCCCAUCCGGUUGUGGUCCAGCAACUGGAGGCCAUUUGGGCUGGAACGAUCGUUUUCCAUUCUGCCGCCGAUCACCUGCAUCGCCAGGUCUUACCGUCCACUGAAAACUUGAAUUACGGAACAUCAACAGAUAGGAAUGGCAUGCAGUCGCAUAUUCCGACCAACCCAGCUCCUCGACGCUCCGUCACGCUGUACAACCCCAGGGAUGCUUCGUUGUUCAAACUCUCGCGCUUACGAGUCCCGCGAUAUCGACAAUUCCUCUCCACUCUCUCGUUCGCAGUUCUUUUGGGGUUGUUUCUGGCUGUCCUGCAGGAACGGAGUAGGCCAAUCACAUCUCUCGAGAUUGUGUUUUGGUUCUGGAGUGCUGGGUUCAUGCUUGAUGAAAUAGUCGGGUUCAAUGAACAAGGAUUCAGCCUCUACUUAAUGAGCUUCUGGAACCUUUUUGAUCUGGGGAUCUUGCUUUUACUCUUUGCUUACUGCUCCCUACGGGUCUACGGUGCCUUCUUGACCUACCCUCGAAACCAGCAAGUUGCGAAUCAGGCGUACGAUGUUUUGGCGGCUAAUGCGGUUCUUCUCUUCCCGCGUUUGUUUUCGGUUCUCGACCACUACCGCUACUUCUCCCAGCUUCUGAUCGCCUUCCGCAUCAUGGCCUCUGAUCUCAUUGCUGUCUUCGUUCUUAUUGUCAUUGCAUGUAGCGGCUUUUUCGUUGCUUUUCUGUCAUUUGGAAGCGAGAACUCUCCAAAUGCGGUCGCAUAUGGCCUGUUCCAGAUGCUGAUGGGAUUCACCCCGACUGCAUGGUCCAUGUGGGAUGAAUAUAACGUCCUGGGGAGAACUAUCCUUACAGUGUUCCUGUUCAUCUGUCACUUCGUGGUUGUGACCAUCCUGAUUACGGUUCUGACAAACUCUUUCAUGCGCAUUGUUCAAAAUGCGAAUCAAGAGCAUCAGUUCUUGUUUGCCGUAAACACGAUCUCUAUGGUCAAGUCCGAUGCCCUCUUCUCCUAUGUAGCGCCGACGAAUGUCAUUUCUUGGCUUGUUACUCCGGCCCGCUAUAUUAUCUCCUUCCGCCAGUUCAUCAAGCUCAACCGAACAAUCAUUAAGAUUACGCAUGCGCCGAUUCUGUUCACUAUCUGCAUUUACGAGAAAACUAUUCUCAGCGCGCGUGUGGUAGAGGCCAUGGAUCUUGUUGAUCCAGCUCCUGCAAAUGAUUUGUCUAGGCCAUGGCGGCCUGGUCGGUUUCAUUCAUUCAACACUCGGGCUCCGCGGCUGGUACGAGAACCGUCUAUUGCCACUUAUCAAAAGGAUCAGGCUCUAGAGGAGGUCUUCCGACGGCCAAACGGCGAGGAUCGACUCGGGGAGCGUCCGAGUAGUAUACGGAAGCGUCAGGUGAAUAAUGUAAUCAAAGACUGGAUGCAGAAAAUUGGAUCGGGCCCUGUUCAUGCGCCAGACGAACAAGACUCGGCCGUGGACGACCGUCUUGAUAUGCCAAUGCGACGAUCCCAAUUCCUCCUUCGGAAGCGCCUUGGUCCCCAAGGGCGCAAUUUCACAGAAACCACUCGCUCCGUUGCGUCUAAUCCAGAGGAUCGGAUGGCCAAUAUUGCCAGUCCGGCCUUUGCACCGCGUCGACCAAUUUCUGCUUCACCGGCCCGAUCUCCCCAACUCUCUCGGCAUACGGAUAUGGAAGGGGACGACGAGCUUGACAGUGACGAUGGCUCGCAUGAGGAUGGAUCUGAAAAAGCAGCCAUGACCGAUGACGAUCAACCCAUAGGCAGCACCGAAAAGAGUACACCGAAGUUUUACAGCUCUCGACCAUCCACUGCGCGGCUGUUCUCGCGGCGCGAGAGCCCCGUCCGCCGGUCCAAGCACUUACGUACAGCAUCUAGUGUUACUAUGCUCUAUAACCCAGCCGAUUCUCUGACCGAGGAAACUGAGGGGCGAACAAUGCUCCCACACUCGCGCCGUGACAAUUCGGAUGAUCAUGAAGAAGAAGAAGAAGAAGAUUAUGAUGAUGGUGAUGAUGGAAGCGGAGCUGAUGAUCGCCGACAAGCUCUCUCGGUCUCUGUGGACCAGGGCACCAUGAAGCGACACUCAGCGACCGCGGCCAAAGCUCGUAUUGCCUCUCUUGCGGAUCCAAUGUCUGUUCCAGAAGUUGAAGGUAUUUACAUCUCUGACCGUAUUUCGUCCCGUCGGCCCCAACGGCCGCUGCUUUUUGACCUUGGCUCGGACCUUGGAGACAACAAGGCUGUUGCAGGGGGCUUCCAAGGGUUGGCUCCUUCGAGCUUCAAUACCCAGAUUGGAUUUGGGCAACCACAUCGUGAUGCCCCUGAUCGGACCCAGGACAUGCUAAGCAAGCUGGGCUUCCGAGAGGUGAUUAAGGAAGUUAAGGACUUACGACGAAGCAACUCCAGCCGCAGUCUGAGCUGGUUAGAUGAUGUCCACGAAGCCCCCAAGGACAAGAAGAAGAAGGACAAGAGAGACCGUAAGCGGGGCAGACCUGAUGGACGUGAGGGUCGUACUGGUCGGGACAAAGGACCGGCCAAGAUGGAAGAUUAA
Messenger RNA from Penicillium chermesinum, 3102 nucleotides. RefSeq lists its product as uncharacterized. The transcript has 3 exons. The coding region runs from base 1 to 3102 and encodes 1033 amino acids. Lineage: Eukaryota; Fungi; Ascomycota; Eurotiomycetes; Eurotiales; Aspergillaceae. Gene Ontology annotation, cellular component: membrane. The record is from RefSeq and is a predicted model, not a curated record. Gene Ontology annotation, biological process: monoatomic ion transport; transmembrane transport. Gene Ontology annotation, molecular function: monoatomic ion channel activity.